Naegleria fowleri is the source of this 924-nucleotide messenger RNA. RefSeq lists its product as uncharacterized. NCBI's taxonomy places the organism in Eukaryota, Heterolobosea, Eutetramitea, Acrasida, Naegleriidae. Gene Ontology annotation, molecular function: ubiquitin binding; proteasome binding; endopeptidase activator activity. Bases 1 to 924 code for a protein of 307 amino acids. The record is from RefSeq and is a predicted model, not a curated record. Gene Ontology annotation, biological process: ubiquitin-dependent protein catabolic process. The transcript is spliced from 6 exons. Gene Ontology annotation, cellular component: nucleus; proteasome regulatory particle, lid subcomplex; cytoplasm.
AUGUCGAAUAUUAAUUUAUUUGAUAGACCUGCUUCUGGUCCACGUCCUUUGAUCGAAUUUAGAGCUGGUAAAAUGACCAAGGAAGGGAAUACAGUGAAAGCAGAUACAAGAAAAGGCAAAAUAGCCUUGAUUAUUGAUCCCGAAGAUGGUCUUUUACAUUUCCAAUGGAGAGAUAGAAGUGAUAAGGUUAUUGAUGAUUCAAUUGUAUUUCAAGGAGAUGUUACUUUCUCUAGAGUUAAGAAAAUUAAUGAAUAUAUUGAAAAUCCACCAAUGGAAGGAAUGAAUGAUGAAGACAUACCACCUCAACCAACCGCUACGACCACACCUUCGGAAACAUCAACACCACCCCAACAGAAUGCUGUUCAACUGGAUCAAUUGUCAAGAAUUAUUCAAGGAAUUAAUCCAACAGCUCCGACUAGCGGACAGACACAACAAGCCUCUGCUACUACUCCAUCUCAGCAAUCUUCAUCAUCGCAACAAUCUCAAGGUUCUCAAAAUACAGAAGCCUCUCUUCAAGAGUUAUUGAGAAAUUUCCAAGAACAUCAACGUGAAAGAAAACAAACCAUUGCACUGGAGCAUGUCCUUCAAUCCGAUGCCAUUAAUGAAAUCAUCAAAAGACACCCAUCCAUUUUAAAUAGAGAUGAACUAUUUGCCAAUCUUCCUGAGGGUGACGAUGACAGAAGUGCACAAACACUAUUAAGCCAUAUAAGAAGUCCUCAAUUCCGUCAAACUUUAGAUGUGUUCGGGAGUGCAAUGAGUACAGGUCAGUUGAGUGGGUUGAUGAGAGAUUUCGGUUUAGAUCCAUCUGUGGCAGAUCCAUUUAGAGGAGGAGGCCUUUUAUCAUUCCUAACUGCUUUAGCCAAGAAAGAAGAAAAGAAAGAAGGUGACAAAAUGGAGGAUGAGAACCAAGAAGGAAAACAAUAG